AUGGUGUUAUCCCGUAAAACAAAAUCAACUGGAAUUCGACACGAAUUAAAUAAUAGUACAAAGAAAUCUAAGACGAUAGCAACGAACAGUAAACAAAAACCACUACAUUCAAAACGAAAAAAAUUAACGAAACGUGUGGAUUUAAACGAUCCAUCAACAAAUACAAUAACUUUACGUCGUAGUCGACGUUUAACGAAUAAGAAAAAACCAUUAUCUAAUUUAUCUUGUGAAUCAACUUCGAAUUUAAUUCUUCCUACUUCUUCAAAUUCAAUUUCUAUAACAAAAAAUUAUCCAUUACGAUCACGUUUACGACGAGCAUCAUUAACAAGUAAUAAUCAGAUAACAACAACAACAACAAAUCGUCGUUCACGAAUAUCAAAACAACAAGAUUUAUUAUCAACAUCAUUAUCAUCGAUGGGUCUUCGAAAUGGUAAAAUAGUUAAUUUACGUUCAGUUAUAUCAGGUACAACAUCUCAAACAAAUGAAGAACUUACAACAUCAAAUCUUCCAUUACUUUCAUUCAAUCCAUUACCACGUCAACAUCAUCAAACAAAUAAUUCAACAUUAUCAACAACUUAUUCAUCAACGAAUUCAUAUAAUAAUAAUAACAAUAAUAAUAAUGAUUUAAAUUUGACAAUAUGUCAAUAUCAUUAUUCAAAUAUUACAAAUCAUCCAUCAUUAGAUCCAAGUAAAUAUUUUCCUGUUCGACUUGAUAUACUUCUUGAUCGACCACCUGUAUCACGUGAAAAACAAAUUGAAUAUGGAUGGAAUCAUGAUGAUCGUUCAAUGAAUAUAUUUGUUAAACAUAAUGAUCCAUGUACUUUUCAUCGACAUCCUGUAGCACAAAGUACAGAUGCUGUUCGUUGUAAAAAAGGCUUUACUAGUGGCAUUCAUGUAUGGGAAAUCGAAUGGAAUACAAGACAACGUGGUACACAUGCUGUAGUAGGUGUUGGAACAGUAAAAGCACCACUUCAUUGUCCAGGUUAUCAAGCACUUGUUGGAAUGAAUCAAGAAUCAUGGGGAUGGGAUUUAGGUCGAAAUAAACUUUAUCAUAAAGGUGUGAAUAGUGUUUAUGCUUCAACACAGUAUCCAUCAUCAACAGUAACAUCAUCUAGUUCUCUAUUAUCUCCGACAACUACAACAUCAACAUUAACUGAUCCAGCUGAUGCUAUUAACAAUAAUGGUAUAUCAUAUCCAUCGAAAUCUGAUGAAUGUUUUGUAGUACCCGAUAAAUUUUUUGUUGUUCUCGAUCUUGAAGAAGGAACAUUAGCUUAUAUUGUUGAUGGACAAUAUUUAGGUGUAGCAUUUAAUGACCUUAAAGAUAAGGGUGCACUUUAUCCAAUGGUUUCAUCAGUAUGGGGACAUUGUGAAAUAACAAUGCGUUAUAUUAAUGGAUUAGAACCUGAACCACUUCAAUUAAUGGAUUCAUGUCGACGUGUUAUACGUAAAAGAUUAGGUCGAACGAAUCUACAUUUAAUUAAUUAUUUGACAUUACCUACUUCAUUACGUAAUUAUCUGGGUGAAAUUUUAUAUUUAUUCAGUUUUGAAUCACAACCGGAUGGACGACGACGAUAUCAAGUUGCAGAUAUUGAUGUUUUUAUUCAUGAAUACUAUCAAUUACCGACUAAUCAACGUCAUACGUACGAAAUUAUUAUCGAUAAAAAACCAUCCAAACUUUAUUUUGAUCUUGAGUAUGAUAUUGCUGCUAAUCCGAAUAUUGGUGGGCCAAAAUUAACAACUAAUUUCAUCCAGUUCGUACUCAAUUUCAUGCGAAAACGGAGUGAUGAUUUGAAUUAUUCAAUGAAAGAUGUACUUAUUCUUGAUUCAACAUCUUCAACAAAAUUUAGUCGUCAUUUAAUUUUUCAAACAAAAGAUCCAUUCUUAGAUAAUCUUGCUGUUGGUAAAUUUGUCAAUCUAAUCUUAGAAGAUAUUCACGGUUGUUUAAUCAAUCAUCAAUGUUCAGCAGUUCAUAGUAUUUCAUCAUGUCAAAGUCAACAAACACAAUCAUAUUCAGAUUCAUCAGUUUUUGCUAAAAAUCUUCUUCUUACAAUUGAACCAUAUUUAUGUCGAUUUGAACAAUGUAAAUGUAUUGAUGAUUAUUCACAACUUCGUUUUAAAGAUAUUAUUGAAUUUAUUGUAAAAAAAAGUGAUACUACUGGAUUAACAUGGUUUUGUGAUAUGAGUGUUUAUACAAAAAAUCGUGCAUUUCGAUUACUACGUUCAAGUAAAUUUGAUAAACAAGAAUGUUUUACUGUUGCACCUGAAAAUGAAUGGAAACCAUCGGCACGACGUUCUCAUCAAUAUUUAUCAACUGAACCAAAUGAAGAAGCUGAACGUCAAACAUUUAUGGCUUCAUUAGUUUAUUUCAAUAAACCUAUUCGACGUUUUAUUCAUGUUGAUGAUGUGAAUACCGCUAGUGGAAAAUCUAUUAGUUCACGUUCUCAUCAAUCAUCAUAUGUAUCAGAAGAUCUACAAAAAAUGUCAUUAGAUUAUCCUGAACUUGUUAAUUUUAUGAUGAAUAUAGCACGAGAUAAAAAAGAUGAUGGUAAUGGUAUUCGUAUAAGUCGUUUAUACAAAGCAAAAGAAGUUCAAAAUGAUUUUCGAUGGGAAAUUGGUUUUAUGUAUGUAGGUGAUUAUAAGUAUUGUGAACGAAUUCAACGUCAUCAUAAAAAUAAUAAUAUCUAUUUCGUUGUUGAUAUGCGUAAAGGAACAUACCGACAAAAAUGUCAUGAUCCAGAUUGCAAAGCAUUUCAAGGUAUUGAACAAACAUUACCAAUAAAUGCAACACCUUGGUUAACAGUAGUCAAUCAAGAAUGGGAUAAUCAUAGUCCAAGAUCAAUGAAAGAAACACUCUAA
Rotaria sp. Silwood1 is the source of this 2856-nucleotide messenger RNA. The record is from the annotation of a GenBank genome assembly. NCBI's taxonomy places the organism in Eukaryota, Metazoa, Rotifera, Eurotatoria, Philodinida, Philodinidae.